This is a messenger RNA of Eriocheir sinensis (Chinese mitten crab), 1884 nucleotides long. RefSeq lists its product as uncharacterized. The transcript has 3 exons. The record is from RefSeq and is a predicted model, not a curated record. The coding region runs from base 25 to 555 and encodes 176 amino acids. Lineage: Eukaryota; Metazoa; Arthropoda; Malacostraca; Decapoda; Varunidae.
UCGUCUACGCCUGCAGGAGCGGUGAUGCGGGUAACGGCUGCUCACCUCAGGGCACGCCGGGUCCUUCGCUUGUGCUCCAGCAGAGGGUGUGUUGACGUGACGGAGCAGGGCGGAGGAGGAGGAGGAGGGGGUGGAGGCGGCGGAAGAGGAUUGAGAGGAGGAGGAGGAGGGGGCGGAGGAGAGGCCGAGGUGUCGCCCCUCCUCCAGGAAGCGGCCAUGAGGAAGAUGGUGUCCAGCCUGCGGGGCGCCUCCUACCGGCCCACCCUGCCGCCGGAGAUUGCUACGGAUGCUGCCAUUUACGUCGCGGUCAUAGUGGUCUUCUACGCGGCCAUCAUCCUGCUCCUCGUGGGCACAAACCUUCACCGCCUCCGCCGCCGCCGCAGAGGCCCAAGCUCGUCCCCCGCACAGCCGCUACAGACCACCAUCACGGCGCGAGGGGCGGACAGCACCUCGCUACUCUUCCCUACCUCAACGCCCGCCUCCCCCGCUGCCGUCACCACCGCCCUGCACGACAAGGAGCGGUGGCAGGAGCAGGGAGAGGCCGUGCCCGUCUGAAGGCGCGGGUGUGGAGGAGGAGAAGGAGGGAGAUGAGGAACGAUAAGGAGAUGCUGGGUGGGAGGAAAGUGCUGGCGUGAAGACAAGGAGGAGGAAGAGGAGGAGGAAGAGGAGAACAACGAGGAGUGAAGAAGAACGAGGAGGAUAAUGGAGAAUAACGAUAAGGGUGUGAGAGAAGAGGAGGAGGAAGAUGAUAAGGAAGAGCAUUGAGGACAGAAAAGUGGAGAAUGAGGAGAGGAGGAAUAAAGAGAAGUAUGAGGAAAAAGAAGGAGGAGGAAGAAUCUGAAUGGAUGGAGAAAGUAAAAGGAGGACAAUUAGGAAGGAUAAGGACGAGGAGGAAUUGGAGGGAGAAAGGAAAAAAGUAAAGAGGAGGAGGUCGAGGAGGAGAAAGUUGAGGGGGAACAGGAAAGAGGAAAAGGAGGUGAAAGACGGCAGGAAAAGCUGGCAGGAGGAGGAGGAGGAAAACAUGAAAGUGAGGAGAGUAUUUGUUCAGUAACGAAGAAGUGUGACCGCAAAGUGUGAGGGGAUGGGAGGGAGAUGAAAGGAUGCUGCGAGAGAGAGAGAGAGAGAGAGAGAGAGAGAGAGAGAGAGAGAGAGAGAGAGAGAGAGAGAGAGAGAGAGAGAGAGAGAGAGAGAGAGAGAGAGAGAGAGAGAGAGAGAGAGAGAGAGAAUGAUAGGAUAAGGAUAAUGGCGCAAGGAUGGCAAGCGAAGGGAAAGGAAUGGAAGCGAAGGAGAAAGAUAAGAUGAAGAAGGGAAGGAAAAUAAGCUGGAAAAAUGUCAUGCAAAAGGUUUAUCAUUCUUAGAAGCUUUUGGAGAUAAGAAGAGAGUGAAGAAGGAGGACGGAAGGGAGGGGGAGAGGGGGAGUGAGAGAACGGAGGAGGGGAAAUGAGGAGGUGGAGGAGGAGGAGGAGGAGGGAUGGAGGGAUAAGAGAAGAGUAAUGGAGUGAGUGUUGUUGUCGUAAGAGGAAAAAAAUGCCUCUCAUUAUAUCUUCGUCAAACACACACACACACACACACACACACACACACACACACACGGACACGAUUGAUACACUGAGCUCGUCGAAUGAUAAGCGUAAGAUCAACUGGGCUCGUGUUAACUUAAGGAAAAGGAAAAGAGACUAAAAGGAAAGAAAGGAGUAAAAAAAACACAGACAAGACAAACAGAAGUAAAUUGAAACAGUAUUUUAAAAUCUCUUACUUUUUUUCUUCACACGAGAAUCAAAACAGUAAGGUUAUUCAGGACGGUGAGUGUGUGUGUGUGUGUGUGUGUGUGUGUGUGUGUGUGUGUGUGUGUGUGUGUGUGUGUGUGUGUGUGUGUGUGUGUGU